AUGACAGAAACGUUCUGCCAAUUCAUUAUAUUGUGGAGUCGGGAUCGGGACGCGCCGCACUUGGGCUGCAAGGCUGUUACCUUGGAGCGGGUCCUUCAGCCAACUAUGGAGAGAUUGGAAUCUGCUUUGCCUUUUCUAGAGGCUCUAGAAACGCUCAAAACCCUGAAGCGCGCUGGCUGGUGCAAGCGAAACGUGCCCGAUCCUGAAAAUGUCGGCAAUCACAUGUACCAGAUGCUGUGGUACUGCUACCUGCAUCCCGACCUGCAACAUGAAGACGAGACCAAAGCACUGAUGAUGUGCAUCGUCCACGACAUCGGCGAAGUGACCGCUGGUGACAUAACACCAUCGGACGGGGUUGACCCUAAGAGGAAAUUUCUCCUAGAGAAGCUGGGCGUGCAGUACCUCUCGUGCUUGCUGGCCAAGUCCAAUCCGCCGCUCGCCGCACAGCUCCCCGAGAUAUGGCUCGAGUAUGAAGCAUCCGAGACACGCGUCGCCCAGCUCGUCCACCAGAUUGACAAGCUCGAGUGUCUUCACCAAGCCUUCAUCUACAGAAAGCGCCACGGCAGCGGACACAGGCUCGAAGAAUUCCAGGACCAGCGCGCCAAGAUUUCUGAUCCGUGGCUCGCGAAGCAGGCUGAUGCUGUUCUGGCGGAAUGGGCGACAGUAGAGCAGAAGCAGUUCUCCAGCCCCAUCUUCUUCAUUAUUGGCAAGGGCACAGUGUGCGCCCGCCUUGUCAACGUCUUCGGCUACCAGCACAUUUCUGUCGGCGAUCUCCUCCGGGAGGAGAUGAACAGGCCCGACUCCGCGUUCGGCGCCUUCAUCGCGGAAAGCAUGCAACAAUCCGUCAUCGUGCCGCCAUCGCUAACGCUGCUACUCCUCAAGGACCGGAUCCAGAAGGCGCAGGCCGAGGGGCGCGGGGUCCUGGUGGAUGGGUUUCCGCGCAGCGUGAGCCAGGCCGUGGCUUUUGAGCAAGAGAUUUCUCCCGUAUAUUCGACGAUAGUUCUAGAGUGCCCUACGGAAAUCAUGGUGCAGCGCGUGCAGCAACGUUCUGCUAGUUCGGCACGCGACGAUGACGCCACGGCUGUUCUAGUCAAGAGAAUCGAUACCUUCCUACAGACGAACAAGUCUGUGUUGGAUCAUCUCGUCAAAAAUAAGUUGUCAAGAGUUGACUGCACGGGAACCGCAGAUGAGGUCUUCUCAAUUGUGGAGAAGAUUGUGCAGUCGUCACAAUGA
Messenger RNA from Cordyceps militaris CM01, 1233 nucleotides. RefSeq names its product Adenylate kinase. Lineage: Eukaryota; Fungi; Ascomycota; Sordariomycetes; Hypocreales; Cordycipitaceae. Bases 1 to 1233 code for a protein of 410 amino acids. The record is from RefSeq and is a predicted model, not a curated record. Gene Ontology annotation, biological process: nucleobase-containing compound metabolic process. Gene Ontology annotation, molecular function: 5'-deoxynucleotidase activity; nucleobase-containing compound kinase activity; ATP binding. The transcript has 8 exons. Gene Ontology annotation, cellular component: cytoplasm.